GGUGAAUGUGAUGUCACUGGAGGGCGUGUUUUGCUGCGUUAUCACUACUUCCUCAAAGCCAGUCUGUGGAGCUGCUGCGGCCCAUGCAGAGAGGGAAUAGGCGACCUGAAUGUAGAACUCUGGCGGCUCAGGUUUCUGAUGAGAGAAAGGUACAGCAAUAAACAAAGACAGGCUUGCAAGUGCUGAGGUCCGGUGUGAGGCGGAAAUGGCGGAGGUGUGUACAAUGGUAAAUGAAAAAGGAGUUGCAAUCCAAAAGAAGUAUCUCUGAACACCAAGGGCAGUUUAUUUUUUUGGAUAAUAAGCUCAUUCCUUUCAGAUGGCAGCUGCUCCUCCACCAGGUGGUGGGGUUCCUAGUUUCUCAGGACUUCCUAUGGUGUCUAAUCAGUGGAAUGUUUCUGUUGCCGUAUGGGAAUGGCAAGAUGAGCAUAACAAAUGGAGACCGUACAACAGUGCAGUGAGCAACUAUAUAGAACAAUAUAUGGUGUCUUAUUCACAGCAAAAAGGUUUCCGAGCCUACGCAAACAGCAACAGCAUAUCUCUUGGAAAAGUUGAUCCUAAACUGGCACCAUACAUUAUUGAUAUUCCAACCCUUUCACAGUUUAGGCAAGACACAGGAACUAUGCGUAGUGUGAGGAAAUCACUUUAUCCAUCUAAUUCUGCACCAGCCAAAGGAAUUUCUUGGGAAUGGAUAAAUGAUGAAGCAUGUUGGACUUCUUAUGAAAUGCCAAUUACCAUUUACUUAGAUGAAAAUUACUGUAAUGGAAGACCAUUGGUGGAUCUUGGAGCAUUUGGACUCCCCUACCAGGUUGAGUUAAACUCUUGCAUUCAAACAAAUAAAAUGACGGGUUUUAGAAGGCAAGUUCAGAGAAGAGCGGACAUUCCUUAUACAUUAACAUCAGCAAUGGGACCUGUUCAUAAAUCAUCAGCAUGUCUUUGUCACCAGUGCCUAGCCAACAGUGGAGCAGGUCCUAUAUCCGGACGUCACCGACACUCCAUGAUAAACUUGCCUACCUCCUCUGGUAGCCAGCUGUCUAGGACUUCAUUUGUGUCAUCCUUUAAUAUUGGUUAUGUACCCUAUCCUAAGCCAUCAAUGGCAAGUUCAAAGUCAACACCAAAACUUAAUAGCACUUGGUUAACAUCUCCAGUUCCUCUGCAAUUUCCAGGACCCUCAUCAUCUAAUGGAACCAGCAUACCGUCUGUCCCAGUAAACAUGCAGAAGCAAAGUUCAACAAAACAAGCCUUAGCAGGCAUGACGGCAAUGCUGAUGUCUGCAGCUGGGUUCCCUGUACGCUUUACUUCUGCACCUCCACCUUCCAACCCGCCCAUGAACAGUAAACCUGAUAAAAAUCACAACUCAGUUAGGAGAUUGAGGAAAUCUAAGAAAGGAAUUGCUGCUGAGCCUGAGCAAGUUGUAAAGAAAUAUCUGGAGAAUGUAGAAAAGCCGCUAGAAGAGGACUGCAUAAUCUGUAUGGAACCACUGAAUAUUGCUUCUGGAUACAGCGAUGCUGUCGAGAGCAAGAACAUCAAGCCAACGGCAGUAGGGAAACUUAAGAAAUGCGCCCAUACAUUUCAUCAGCUUUGUAUGCUAGCUAUGUAUAACAAUGGGAACAAGGAUGGCAGUUUACAGUGUCCAGCAUGUAAAACAAUUUACGGAGAGAAGACUGGAACACAGCCGAAAGGAAACAUGGAAUUCUCCUCAAUCCCUCAGUCUCUGCCUGGCCACCAGGAUUGUGCUACUAUCUAUAUUGUGUACACCAUACAUCCAGGAACACAGGGGCCUGGACACCCAAAUCCCGGUAAGCCAUACUCCGCCAGAGGCUUUCCACGCCACUGCUACCUUCCAGAUAAUGAGAAAGGUAGACUGGUACUCGAGCUGCUGAAGCUUGCCUGGGCCAGGAGACUGAUUUUUACAAUUGGGGUCUCCAGCACAACAGGGGAAUCUGAUACAGUAGUGUGGAAUGAAAUCCACCACAAGACUGAAAUGAACUCUAACUUUAGUGGACAUGGCUACCCUGACCCUAAUUACCUGGACAAUGUCAUUGCAGAGCUUGCCGCUCAAGGAGUCACUGAGGACUGCUUAAAGAUGUGACCAUUGUGUUCCACUGGCUGCCUUUUGCUGCCUUUAAGGGGAGCAUUCUGAUAAAUGUGGCCUUAAAGUUUGAUUACAGGUUUCCUUUUUCAGUAGAGCAAUAUGUCUUGAAGAGGUUUACAAAAAUGCUGGGGAAGUCUGCCUUGUUUUGUACAUGACUGACAUGCUGGUUCAUAUCACUAUCCCUGCAGGACAGGGUUUAGUCAGUAUGGACUCUCCAUCUUCUUUAUCUCUGUACACGCAUAAGUGAGAGGAUUUUUCAUGACGAGUUUCAUGGCAACAUUCUAUUACACAUUCAUUUUUUUCUCUGAUAAAAUAAUGGCAUCGGAUGAAGCAAAUCCUAUAUUCUUUCGUAACAACAUAUUGAUGAUAAUUAGUUUAAAACCCCAACCUUAUUUUUGACUUUUCUUUUUUUCCAAUUCACUCUAUAAGUUGGUACUUGUUAGGGCGGUGCCAUACAUUUCCUAGGUACGUUUGUAAGGCAUUAGGAGACCUAAGGGGUUACUUCAAAUUUAAGUAAACUUUUAGUAUGAUAUAGAAUGUCCUAUUCCUAUUAACUUUGCCAUUGGUCUACGUUAUUUAUUUUAUGUAUUUAUUUAUAAUUCUUUAAUUGCUUGCCUUUGUCUUCUGUCAGUUUUUUUUAAAUAGGGCUCACUGAUCCAGGCAACAAUUGAAUUAUUAUUGCUGCUUUUUUAUUAUCUUUAGUCCCUCGCUCAUUCCUAUUCCAGUUUCUCAUUUACCCUAGCAACUAGGCAGUGGUUUGAAUAACAUCCUGGCAAACAGUUAGCUGCUGAAAUACCAAACCGGAGAGCUACUGAACAAAAAGUUUUAAAAACAGAAAAACCCAUACAAAUGAAGACAAAUUGCAAAUUGUCUCAGCAUAUUAAUGUCUACAUCAUACUAAAAGUUAACUUAAACUUCAACUGCCCCUUUAAUGGUGGAGCAUUAGGGAAUUACAGGUAUGAGACCUGUUACCGGAAUGCCCGGGGUUUUCCAGAUAACGGAUCUUUCUGUAAUUUGGAUCUUCAUACUUAAAGUCCCAUAGAAAAUCAUACAAUAUAAACCCAAAAAGCUGGAUUUUAAUUAUAUCUUCAUUGGGAUCAAUUACAAGAUAUGGUUAUUUUAUUAUAAUAGAGAAAGAAAAUCAUUUAAAAAAAAUAUUUUAUUAUAAUGGAGUCUAUGGGAGACAGUCUUUCUGAAUAAUGAGUUUACAGAUCCUAUACCUAUAUUAAUAAUGACCCUGAGUAAGUUUAAGUUUGAAAAAUGGCAUGCUUAGAUAUGGCUGCCAGUUCUCUGGGAGGUUAUUAGGAGUGCUUUGGCAAAGGAUUACCGGCUCAAAAUUCCAGCACUGCUAUCCGUUCUCAUAUAUCAUCCUUUGAUAAUGUUAUAUUUAAUGCAACAGAGUAAAUAAAAGUAAAACACAGAUAAGAGCAAUGACUCCUCUAAAUGAACCCAAUAAAAAAAUGUCCUUUUUCUAUGCAACCUUGCCUGCAUCAGAGUCUAUUUGAAUGCAUCACAGUUGGUAUAUAUUUAACGUCAGAGGCAUAUAUAAUAUAUACAUAUACAAAAAUAUAUUAUUUCUUUAUUUUUAAUUGAUUAAAUGAUGGCUGCUGCUGACUUUUUGGACUCUAUUUUCUGCCUUUAUCAGUCAGCCUCCUUAUUGUCCAUUUGGUCAGACCAUCCUCAGUGCAUUCGACGGUUUGCCUCUUAUUUUUUGUUGUUGUUGUUGAUUAGAAUUGAUGUUGGAAGACAUCACAAAUAGACAAUCACCAUAUUAACCACACUGGUGAAUUAUCUAGUAUAGGUCAA
Messenger RNA from Xenopus laevis (African clawed frog), 3898 nucleotides. RefSeq names its product deltex 2, E3 ubiquitin ligase S homeolog (gene dtx2.S). Gene Ontology annotation, molecular function: ubiquitin protein ligase activity; zinc ion binding; metal ion binding. Gene Ontology annotation, cellular component: cytoplasm. Bases 317 to 2089 code for a protein of 590 amino acids. The transcript has 10 exons. Gene Ontology annotation, biological process: Notch signaling pathway; protein ubiquitination. The record is from RefSeq and is a predicted model, not a curated record. Lineage: Eukaryota; Metazoa; Chordata; Amphibia; Anura; Pipidae.